Molecule: messenger RNA, 743 nt
Organism: Papilio polytes (common Mormon)
Lineage: Eukaryota; Metazoa; Arthropoda; Insecta; Lepidoptera; Papilionidae
Gene: CSP6
Product: ejaculatory bulb-specific protein 3-like
Exons: 3
Coding region: 97-462 (121 amino acids)
Source: RefSeq, a predicted model, not a curated record
UUGUGGCAUAUUUAAGUUCAAAUACUGCGUACACUGAGGCAGUACUAAUUUAGAUUCAAGUCAAACGUUCGUCGUCCCUCAAGAAUUAACUUCAAAAUGAAAACUCUGGUGGUGUUAGCUUGCGUGGUAUUGUCGGUGUUCGCGGCGGAGAAAUAUAACUCAAAAUAUGACAAUUUUGAUGUCGACACGUUGAUUGGUAACGAAAGACUGCUCAAGUCAUACAUAAACUGUUUCCUAGAUAAAGGCAGAUGCACAGCUGAGGGCACGGACUUUAAAAAAGCUCUACCCGAGUCAAUUGAGACAAACUGCGGAAAAUGCACUGAAAAACAGAAGCUCAACAUAAGGAAAGUAAUCAAAGCCAUACAACAGAAGUACCCCGAGAAAUGGGAGGAACUUGUCAAGAAAAACGACCCCAGCGGCAAACACCGCGCGAAUUUCGAUAAAUUCAUCCAGGGCAGCUAAACUUAUUCAUUUCAAAUUUAAUCUAAGUUAUUCACUAAGUUAAAAUAAGUUUUAUUCCUAUGAAAAGUAUUGUUACCAAUUUGUUAAAAUACUCAAUCUUUAUUGUCACGCAAUUUUAAACUUUAAAUAAUGAGAUUAUAGGAACUAGAAAACUCGAAUAAUAUUUUAAGCCACAAAAAUGCUCUCUUAUGUUAUUUCAAAAACAAUUUUUUAAGCUUAAAACAUAUUAUUAUUUAUUACGAAGAUGAAAAGUUAGACUGAAAAUAAUAAACAAUUGUAUA